AAAUAGAUAAUUUAUAUAAAUUAUGGGUCCCGUAUUGCGGUCUGAUAAAUUUGGGCAUCAAUAUUAUUAUUGGUUACUAAUUAAAACCAAAAUAAAUUUUCGUGUAUUAAGAUGCAAACUUUUUUUUAUGUAUUUUCUAUGCAUUGGAGCAGCAUUAUAUAAAACAACUAAUGGAUACAAUAUUUAUUGCUGAAAUUAUGGUAUUUUCACUUAGUUGAACAAACGCCGCCGCCGCCGCCGCCGCCACUGCCUAGUUUGUGUCACUAGAUUCUUGAAAAUUAAUAAGAAUCCAUAAAUAGAAGAUAAUAUCCAUUUUUUACAUCAUGUGUACUUUCCUAAACAGUGCAGAGUACAACAAAUGCCAACACAAUCUCAAAAAAUUCUAACUGAAAUUGAAUUUGAUGGAAUUAAAAUUAAUUCCAUAAUAAAUAUAAUAUAUUUAUUAUUUAAUAUAUAAUUAAAAAAAAUCAAUAAUAUAACAAAUCAUAAUUAAUUUAAUUUGAAAAAACCUGAAAUUAGCUUUCAUCUUUGGUACCAAACUUUGAACUCAGAAGGCGUCGUGAGCAGCCUUUAGGCCUCUGCCUAGAGUCUAGACUGCCUUCACCGGCGCUCCUCUCUCAAACUCAAAGCAUCUAUAAUAUACUUACUUGCACAUUCUUGUAUCUAUCUACAUCAACCAUAAGUUCCAUGUCUUGUGCAGCCAUUGUCAGUUUGUUAAUGCUAACGUCGUUUUUCCCUAGCAAUGAAGCGUCGGCGUCUGGGAUUUCAGUUUCAGCUCCGUUUGCCGUUGGAUCUCGUUCGCUUCUACGAUCAAUCGCCGACGCUACAGUUGAUAAACCAGAUUAUGCGGUGGAAUUAAACGCCACGAAUUUUGAUUCUGUGUUUAAGGAGACUUCCGCUGCUUAUGCCAUUGUUGAAUUCUUUGCUCACUGGUGCCCUGCUUGCAGAAAUUACAAGCCACAAUAUGAGAAGAUUGCAAGGAUUUUUAAUGGAGCAGAUGCCGUCCAUCCAGGGAUCAUAAUAGUGACUAGGGUAGAUUGUGCCUUCAAGAUAAAUACUAAUCUAUGUGAUAAGUUCUCUGUUGGGCACUAUCCUAUGCUUUUAUGGGGUCCACCUUCUAAGUUUGUGUCUGGUAGUUGGGACCCAGAGCAAGAAAAGAGUGAAAUACGCUCUAUCGAUGAUGGCCGGACAGCAGAACUCUUGCUAAAUUGGAUUAAUAAGCAACUAAGCAGCUCCUAUCGCUUAGAUGAUGAGAAGUAUGUGAAUGAUCAACUUCAGAAAAAUGCUUCAGAUUUUGGACAGAUUGCACAUGCAAUAUAUGAUAUUGAGGAGGCAACGUUUAAUGCUUUUGAAAUCAUUUUAGACCACAAGAUGAUCAAAUCAGAUACUCGAGCCUCACUUGUAAAAUUCUUUCAACUUUUGGCCGUUCAUCACCCAUCGAGAAGAUGCCGGAAGGGAACUGCAGAGAUACUUGUUGAUUUUAAUGAUUUUUCAGUCAACAAGAAGGCAACAGCAAGUAUUGGCGAGAAGGGAGAAUUCAGGAAUUAUCAGAUUUGUGGAAACAAUGUUCCUCAUGGACACUGGAUCUUUUGUCGCGGAAGCAAAAGUGAGACCAGAGGUUUUAGUUGUGGUUUGUGGCUUUUGUUGCAUGCACUUUCUGUAAGAGUUGAUGAUGGAGAAAGCCAAAUGGCAUUUACCACUAUUUGUGAUUUUGUUCACAAUUUCUUUAUCUGUGAAGAGUGUCGGCUACAUUUUUACAGCAUGUGUUCAAGUGUUUCCAGCCCAUUCAAGAAAGCUCGUGAUUUUGUGCUUUGGUUGUGGGAUGCACACAACAAAGUUAACAAGAGACUUAUGAAAGAGGAGCCAUCUCUGGGAACUGCUGAUCCUGAAUUCCCAAAGAUCAUGUGGCCUCCAAAACAGCUCUGUCCUUCAUGCUAUCUAAGUGGUAGUGAAAAAAAUGAUGGUUAUAGUCUGAUUGACUGGGAUCAAGAUGAGGUCUACAGGUUCUUGAUUGGCUAUUAUGGGAAAUCACUCGUGACCCAAUUCAAGGAUAAAGAACUUCUAGUGGAAAGACAGGCUGAUCGCAUGGUAGCUGAGGAUUUGCUGGCUUCAAGACAUGCAGCUGUGGUUCCAGUGGGUGCUGCAGUUGGGAUUGCUGUUGGAAGCUGUGCAUUUGGAGCACUCGCCUGCUACUGGCGUCAACGGCAAAAGGACCGGAAGUAUAAAUACCAUCUACACUCUUUAAAGAAUAUAUGACUAUAUACAGAAUACAGGCACUCUAGUGAACA
Messenger RNA from Sesamum indicum (sesame), 2288 nucleotides. RefSeq names its product sulfhydryl oxidase 2. The record is from RefSeq and is a predicted model, not a curated record. Gene Ontology annotation, cellular component: Golgi membrane. Lineage: Eukaryota; Viridiplantae; Streptophyta; Magnoliopsida; Lamiales; Pedaliaceae. Gene Ontology annotation, molecular function: flavin-dependent sulfhydryl oxidase activity; protein disulfide isomerase activity. Gene Ontology annotation, biological process: protein folding.